UGUGAUCGCCUACCUAGCUACUGCAGAUUUCCUUACACCACAUAGCUGACAGCUAGCCCACGGAGGCGGGGCAAACGGGAAGUGGGAGGAUGGUGGGUGUGCGAGCACCACCGCCGCCGACCAUGCCGGAGUCCGACUGGGCGGUCAGGCGGAUCCGCAAGGAGCUGAAGCUGCUCUGGAUCGACCCCCCGGCGUUCUGCCGGCCCGGCCCGGCGCCCGUGACGGACCUGUUCCACUGGGAGGUGGUCAUCGACGGCCCCGAUGGCAGCCCCUACGCCGGCGGCACGUUCCCCGUCGACGUCAAGAUCCCCAAGAAGUACCCCAUGGAGCCCAUCAAGCUCACCUUCAAAACCAAGGUGUACCAUCCCAACAUCGGGCCGGAGGGGAGGAUGGCCCUGGACAUCUUCGGGGAGCGGUGGAGCCCGGCGAUCACGAUGAGCACGGCCCUCCUCUCCGUCGUCUCCGUGCUCUACGACCCCCUGCUCGACCUCCCCGUCCGCCGCGACGCCGCCCUGCUGUACAGGCACGGGCGGGGCCUCUUCGAGCAGAAGGCCAGGCGCUGGACCCGCAGAUACGCCUCAGCGCCGGUGGCCUCCUUCUGUCCGGCAGCGGCAGGGAAGGAGCUGCUGGAGGAGGCGGCGAGUGGUGGGGCAGUGGCACGUCGUCGUUCUUGCGGGGCGGGGAAAUGGCGUUCCUUGGCGGCUCGUCUCCUUGCCAUCUAGUGCAUGCGUUCGGUCGUUCACCGCGAUGAAGCUCAUUCACCACAAGAACUACAGUAGUACAGUGAGUUGUCUUAAUUAGUCAUGCUUGGAUGCUUAUUGGCGUUGGUGCGAGUCUCCGUGUAGCGCAUUGGGGCGGAGUUUAUGUGGUCGAUGCAUGCUCGUACGCAACUUCUGAAAACAGAAAGUAUUGUACCCGUGCCGUGCCUUUGUUCCGCAUUUUUAUUAUACUCCCUUCAUACAAAAAUAUAAGAGCGUUUGAUAAAUCA
Molecule: messenger RNA, 988 nt
Organism: Hordeum vulgare subsp. vulgare (domesticated barley)
Lineage: Eukaryota; Viridiplantae; Streptophyta; Magnoliopsida; Poales; Poaceae
Product: ubiquitin-conjugating enzyme E2 11-like
Exons: 2
Coding region: 90-722 (210 amino acids)
Source: RefSeq, a predicted model, not a curated record